GGCACUCAGAACUUUUCGGAAAGAUGUGCUACAGAUGUUCAUGUGCCAUUGUUUCUACCAACUGAAUGCUCCAAUUGUAGAGCAGAAGGGAGCCUGAAAUGCCAGGCCGGUUCAAAAUCGAUUGCUGUUAUCACUCGUGAUGGUCGCUUUGAUCUCUCAAACACUUCUUUUUGCUGCUCGAAAUGCCUUUGCAUAGCAGAAGCAAGUGUUGAAGUAUAUCUUCAGUCUGGAUUUUGGCCUGGAUGUCCGACGUCCUUAACGUAUUUGUUCUCCACAGAUGUACUGGAACAUUGGACUCAUCUCAAGCAUCAGCUGCCGGGGUCCUCAGAACGUAAAUAUCUAACAAUUUUAGAGGAAUUAUCAAAAACAAGAGGCAGAUUCGAUGUCAUCAGCCGGGUUCAUUUUGCUCGAGCUUCGAGAGAGUACGAAUAUAUGCAACAUCAAAUUAACACGAAAAUUUUGUCCCGGCAAGUUAUGGUUUGUAAAGCAUGCGGUGUGAAACCCAAAGCUUUGCACGUUGAUGGAAAUUUUAAGCUUUAUCGAUGGCGUUUAUCUCACAUCAAAGAUAGAUCUCGCUCUCUUUUUAAUAGUGAUAUUAUUCACUCUGAUGAAGAUGUGAAGAGCCAUGUAGAAUUGAUUGACUCUGUUAAGCCCAGGGGAAAAGGCAAAGAUACUUGUGGAGAUUCCGCAUAUACCGCUAGCCGUCUAGAAUCCAAUCGGAAGAAAAACAUGGACCAAACGGGAGUUCUAAUGGGUUCUUGCCGUCACGGAGUUAUUCUAGGAGCGGCGAAUAUGGGUCGUGGGGAGACAUAUCGUCAUGUCCAUUUUCUUCAUAGCAAAAUUUCUUGCGAAUUCUUUUGUCAAGAUGUCGUGUGCAAAUAUUUCUGCUUUGCUGAAGAAAUUGGCAAAACAAAGGGACUCGAAAGAUUUGCACAAGUAACGCAGAAUUGUACUGGCUUCCUGUCCCGAUGGCACGGAAAAACUCACUCAUGGCCAUGCCAAUUGUUAUGGGGUGGAAGUUGGAAACUCCAUGCAGCUGCUACCACGGGGGAGGAACAAGAACAAGUCUUUUCAACAAUGUCGCGAUAUUCCAACACAACCCGUUAUAUGAGUGAUGCUUCCCGAAGGGAUCAUCUAAGCGCUGCAAUCGGAUAUUGGAAUAGGCGAAAAGAAGAAAAUAUGGGGAAAACUCUUGUCAAGCGUUUGCUAAAAGCUCGGAAGAAGGUCGCCUGUCUAGAAAAAGAAUUUGAUUCCUUGAUGAGAGAAAGAGGGCUAGUGGAAGAAGAUCUGCCAAAGAUACUGGAACACCUUCGCACUAAGGCAAUAAAUUCUCAUGAUAAAAUUGCUUCGACAAACUGGCCUCUCGCAUAUGAAAAAGAAGACUUAGAGGGACUUUAUCUUCAAAUACAUAGGUUGCAAUAUAGGAUAGAAACAGUAGCCGUUUCAUCUAAAGAGAGAACAAAAUUAAGAAAAGGAAUUACCAAAGCUAAAAAAAGGGCCGAAGGGCAUAUCUUGUUUGUUAAUCAAAUGAUUGAAAAUUGCCAAACAAAAUUGCAGCCUAAAGUUGCUGAAGCUGAAAUUAGAACCUGGCGGAAAGUCGAACCAACUGACUUCACUGAAGGAAUUUUACCAUGGCAAACAGAAGGAUCGGUUUCUGGUCGAGGCAAUUUUCACCUGAUCGACCUGUGGAUGCUCCUAAGAAGAUUUAAAGAAGAAGUAACUGAAACUCCCAUCGAAAUGUUUCGAUACUUGGAUUCGUUAUCACAUCUCAAAAAGUCACUGGAACUAAGUUUGUCAUGUUCUGAAUUACCUUUAAAUCGAGGGAAACGUUUUCUUGUAUGUAAUGAAAUAAAAAAAUUGAAACUAACCUAGCUUCCUCGCUCUCACUUUUUGAGGAAUACUUACCGCCAGAUAAACACGACGUGUUUUAUGAAUUUUACAAUAGUUCUGAAGAUUAGAGUGAUUGUGAGUCUGAUAGCGAUGAUGAACUGGUUGAGGAAUAAUUGUAAGAUGACAAAUUAACAGUGAAAUGCAACAAUAUUUGUAUAGCUACAGAACUGGAAUGAAUAAAACUUGGAUAAAACGAGGUAAAAAUAUAUUUAGUAGCAAAAUCAAUUUAGCUAUUGAGUUUAUGUACUGAACGAUCAACGAUGCAAGGAAAUACAAAAAUACCGCCAUAAAAUAUUGGCUUC
Daphnia magna is the source of this 2192-nucleotide messenger RNA. RefSeq lists its product as uncharacterized. The transcript has 9 exons. NCBI's taxonomy places the organism in Eukaryota, Metazoa, Arthropoda, Branchiopoda, Diplostraca, Daphniidae. The coding region runs from base 433 to 1872 and encodes 479 amino acids. The record is from RefSeq and is a predicted model, not a curated record.